AUGCCCAUCGACUGGAAAUCCCAGGAGAGCUACCAGCGCCUGCUCGCCGCGCUUGUGGCUGCUAGCGACAACAGCAUUGACUACAAGAAGGUGGCCUACUUCUUCGGUCAGGGCGCGACCUAUGAUUCGAUCGAAGGCCGCUUUCGCAUCGCCAAGCGCAUGGCGAACGACUUGAAGAAGGAAGCCGAGGAUGAGGGUCGCCAGAUGCCGACCACCAGGGUCAAGAGCGCCAACAGUACUCCGCGCAAGCCUAAGGCCAAGCCGAACGGCGAACACUCUGUUGCAUCGGGCCGCGUCGAGAAGUCGCCCUCCAAGAAGCAGCGCAGGCCUACCACCUCCAAGUUCAAGCAGGAGCCGCAGACUCCGACUUCUCUCAACAGUGACGACCACGAGGGCACCGAGCAGCAGCAGCCCUCGCAUGCUGCGGAGGCUUUCCAGCACUCCAGCUCGUUCCUGUACGGUGACAACGAAGAUUUCUUCAACAGCUUCGACACCGAGAGCGUUUGA
Messenger RNA from Lasiodiplodia theobromae, 507 nucleotides. Its product is annotated as Splicing arginine serine-rich 2. NCBI's taxonomy places the organism in Eukaryota, Fungi, Ascomycota, Dothideomycetes, Botryosphaeriales, Botryosphaeriaceae. The coding region runs from base 1 to 507 and encodes 168 amino acids. The transcript has 3 exons. The record is from RefSeq and is a predicted model, not a curated record.